AUGGGAUCAUUACUCAGUUGCUGUGAGUCGGAAAAGGUUGAAGAAGCUGCAGGGUUUGCAGUGGGCGGAGGGAAUAGCACUCCAUGGAGAAUUUUCACAUACAAGGAGCUGCAUGCCGCCACUAAUGGCUUCAGUGAGGAUUACAAGCUCGGAGAAGGAGGGUUUGGAAGUGUCUACUGGGGCAAAACAUCCGACGGUCUCCAGAUAGCAGUAAAGAAAUUGAAGUCCAUGAAUUAUAAGGCUGAAAUGGAAUUCGCGGUAGAAGUUGAAGUUCUUGGAAGGGUACGCCACAAGAAUCUACUAGGUCUGAGAGGUUACUGUGCCGGAGAUGAUCAACGCCUCAUUGUUUAUGAUUACAUGCCGAAUCUCAGUUUGCUUUCUCAUCUACAUGGCCAAUUUGCUGGAGAAUCUCAACUCGAUUGGAAACAGCGCAUGAAGAUUGUCCUCGGCUCCGCUGAAGGCCUACUGUACUUGCAUCAUGAGGUGACACCGCAUAUUAUUCACAGAGACGUCAAGGCUAGUAAUGUGCUUUUGGACUCAAAUUUCGAGCCAUUAGUGGCUGAUUUUGGGUUUGCUAAGCUGAUCCCAGAAGGUGUUAGCCACAUGACAACACGCGUAAAAGGCACUUUGGGCUACCUGGCACCGGAAUAUGCAAUGUGGGGAAAAGUUUCAGAGAGUUGUGAUGUGUACAGUUUCGGAAUUCUACUGCUAGAAAUUGUCACCGGAAGAAAGCCUAUUGAGAAACUCCCCGGUGGUAUUAAGCGAACCAUCACAGAGUGGGCUGAGCCAUUGAUAACCAAAGGAAGGUUCGAAGAUCUGGUGGAUCCGAAGCUACGGGGAAAUUUUGAUGAAAAUCAAUUAAUUCAAACAAUUAAUAUUGCUGCGCUGUGUGUUCAAAGUGAGUCCGAGAAGCGGCCCACAAUGAAGGAAGUUGUUGGAUUAUUAAAAGCGUACGAGCCAAAGACAAAGCCAAUGAGAAUUAAAAGUGUAAGGUAUGGAGAAGAUUUAAUGACUCUUGAUCAGGCUAGUGAUGAGGAUAAUAGUAUUAACGAAGAUGAAAGCAGUGCAUAUGGCGUAUUUGGUGCGUUAGAGUCGCAGAAGAUGAACGACCCUUGCAAACGUUAUGGUGACAGAAGAAUGAGCAAACAUAUAUGA
Molecule: messenger RNA, 1155 nt
Organism: Fraxinus pennsylvanica
Lineage: Eukaryota; Viridiplantae; Streptophyta; Magnoliopsida; Lamiales; Oleaceae
Source: the annotation of a GenBank genome assembly